Armigeres subalbatus is the source of this 2398-nucleotide messenger RNA. RefSeq lists its product as uncharacterized. The record is from RefSeq and is a predicted model, not a curated record. Lineage: Eukaryota; Metazoa; Arthropoda; Insecta; Diptera; Culicidae. Bases 299 to 1846 code for a protein of 515 amino acids. The transcript has 4 exons.
UUACGUAUCCCGGACGGCUCAGUGCUGUGCUAGAUCUUGAUCGGUUCGAAUCGUACGUGAGCGAGCGGCGGAGUUUCAACUCCCUCUGGUUUGCCUUCGUCAUCAGAAGGGAAGUAGGGCUACUUUUGAGGGCGUGACAAAGUUGGAUUAUUUUUACUUUCGGGGGGAAAAGAAAACGAUUCCAGAGGUUUGGAAUAGCAGUGACAGAAGUGUGAAAUACUCAGCAAACAGAUUCGAUUAGCGAUCACGUUCCAACCCAUUUCUUAGCUAGUGACCUACUUUUAGUAUAGAAGAAAGCAUGAUGAAGAUUAACGGUAAAUACCUAAGCGUGAUAUCGUUGGUGAUAUUUUCGAUUAGUGGCAGUGCUUAUACGACGCAACGAUCGCACAUGCGGGAAGAUGAGGGAAGUCCGUUCUUGGAUAUGGCCUCGGAGUUCUUGCAGUCUCUCGGAAACCAAAAUGGAGGGGGUGGAAACGCGGCAGCAGGACUUUCGGGAAUCGCUUCCAUGCUGUUGCCAUUGAUGGCUAAUGCCAAUGCAGGAGGUGGUGGCGGUGCUAAGUCCAACAAUGACGGCGUUGGAGCUAUCCUGUCGGGAAUUGGAAGUAUGUUGGCGGGAGCCAAUGGUGGUAAUGCUGGAGGCGGUGGUGGUGGUGGGUUUGAUCCCGCUCUGAUUGGCAAUGUGAUCCAGAUGUUCGCUGGAGCGAACGAGGAACAGCAGCCUCAAAGGCGGUCAAACAAACGCCAAAAGCGCCAACAGAAAGCUGACGAAGGUAAUCCAAUCCUGGAUACCGUUUUGUCCGUUGCCCAAACCUGGUUGGCCAAUCAGAACAGCGUAGACCAUGAUGAGGAGCGUGAGCCACAACAUCCCGGUGUCAAUGGAGACACAAUCAUUAAUCUGCUUCCACUUGCCGUUCAAGCGUUCCAAGCUUUCUCGGGUCCUGACAUGGAAAAGACCCAACAGAAACACAAGGACCACUCGUGGGUUCUGCCCCCAUUCCUCGAGCACAUCCACGUUAUGUGGGACCAGUUCACUCAGUCUGAGCUGGCACAAGCUAUUUGGACCAAAAUCGGUUUGGAUACGGUAUUCAAAGGAUUCGUAGGUCGUGAUGGAAAGUUGGAUUAUGAUAAACUAUUCGUCACGCUGCAGAACCAGAGUUUCCGGCGCCGGUGGAUCAAGGCCGCCACUAUCUAUUUAGCUGAUUGGGCUAACUACAUCGCCAACCCGGAGGUGUAUCAGAGGUAUGUCGCCACUGGACAGAUGAUGGCCAACGGUUUCCUUCAAUCGCAAGGCUAUCCCAAGCAAGUGCUCCUGGACAUCGACCGCCCAAGCGAAAGUAUUUCCAAUUUGAUCGAUCACGUUGCCAAGAAGCAUCUGCAGGUCAAAAUCACUUCGGUGACGUACGUGAAACCGGCAGUCAACUAUGUCAAGGAUCUGCUAAAACUGGGCAAAGCCAAACAGUUCCUCAAGCAGUACAACGUCACCGAAAUGACCGACAAGCUGACCGACACGUUGAAUUUGGAGGUAAUUGAACCGGUGCUGAAAGUUCAUCGGGCCUAUCGGCAUGCGGUACAGACACCUCACUGCGAUAAGUACAUUCUGUGCGAAAUCAAUUCCCACGAUCCGAACGAGCAGCGCGCGCUCGGUGGCUUCAAGCAGGGAGUGACCCGAAUCGGCAGCAUGGCGGCGUCUUGGUUCAUUAGUCAGGAAACUGGAACGCCCUUCUGGACGCUGUUCGCCAUCAUCAACGAUCCUCAUAAUUGUGAUGUUAAGCACCCCGUUGAAUGCACGGAAUACCACGAGAAUGAAUAUCGAGUGUCCACGGAAUAUCCACACAACGAACUGUAGAUGAGGUGCAGCGAGCGGCGGAGGAGUUGUUCAUAAAAAAAUGUGAUUGUUGAAGAAAAAGGCAGAAAACCAGGCGAUUUUGUGAGGGUUCAGAGCUUUCCCGAGCAUAAGGAAAAAAAGAGUACGGAAACGUGCGAAUGCGUGCGCAAAUUCAAGCCACCUAUAUUGAAAUUUACAUUUGAUUGGCUAUCCAUAUGCAUAUGCGGGCGUAGAAAAUAAGAAAAUUCAAAGCGAAACACCGAUAGCGAAUUAAACGAAGCGCAGUUCGAAUGCGAAAAUCGCUUCGCGAUGGGGAGGCCAAGACGGAAGAGAAAAUUAGCUUUAAGGCAAGUCCAUUUCGCGUAACGGGAACAUUAAAAACAAUUAACUGUUAAUCUAGGUGUAGGUGUAUGCAAAAAAGUAAUAGAAAUUGUGCCUUCUCGAUUUUAAAUGUAAAUUUCAAAUACGGUUUUUGGCGCCAGGGAGUUCGGAUCAAGGAAAUGCUGUAAGACUCGGGAAUCGCACUCAAAAACAAUAAAAACCCCAAAAAAUAAAUUAAUUUAUAAAAAUCUA